AUGCAAGCUGUUAGUGAAUGGACACAUUGUGCAACAGGUAUAAUGAAUAUGAGCUAUUUAGAUGUAGAAAUAUCAAGCGGGAGAUGUUUGGCCAAUGAAGUGGAUAGUCAGGUGGAAAAAGCCGCAAGAAUAUCAGGCUGUUUGCGUGAUACCAGCAUAAGAUCCAUACUCACUUACGCGGCAGAAACGAGAUCGGAGACAGCAGAAACCAAGAGAAAAAUGAGAACAACUGAAAUGAAAGUAUUGCGAACUAUAAGAGGGAUAACGCUGAGAGACCGAAUACGCAAUACGGAUACUCUGCGAGAGUUGGGAGUACAGGAUGUUGUAAGAUGGGUGAAAGAAAGGCGCCGCUUUUGGAGGGAUCACGUAGAUCAGAUGGGUCCAGAUCGAAUUGCAAAGUGGGCCAAAACACAGAAACCAGGGAAUAGACGACCAGUUGGUAGGCCCCAAAAACUUUGGAUGAUAGAAUUGACAGGACUCCGUCUUAUUACAAGAGGAAGAAGAAGAAGAACAUGA
Molecule: messenger RNA, 516 nt
Organism: Harmonia axyridis
Lineage: Eukaryota; Metazoa; Arthropoda; Insecta; Coleoptera; Coccinellidae
Exons: 2
Coding region: 1-516 (171 amino acids)
Source: RefSeq, a predicted model, not a curated record